Molecule: messenger RNA, 1159 nt
Organism: Condylostylus longicornis
Lineage: Eukaryota; Metazoa; Arthropoda; Insecta; Diptera; Dolichopodidae
Gene: EndoG
Product: endonuclease G, mitochondrial
Exons: 3
Coding region: 70-1017 (315 amino acids)
Biological process (GO): apoptotic DNA fragmentation
Cellular component (GO): mitochondrial inner membrane; nucleus
Molecular function (GO): metal ion binding; RNA endonuclease activity; nucleic acid binding
Source: RefSeq, a predicted model, not a curated record
GGUAUUUUACUCUUUAGUUGAAAAAAUAAUGGCUUUUUAGUUUUAUCAUACAUUAUUCAUAUAAAAAUUAUGAAUAGAAUACUUUUAAAUAAAACUUUUUUGAUAAGUACUAUAGCAAGUGGAUCAUUUCUGUUAGGUACAUUUUUCGAAAAAAGAAAAAUUUUGAAUGAUUUGCAAUGCAACUCCCAUAGUUUUCAAGAGUUUAAAACAGCCCCAUGUUUGCCAAUUUUUUCCACUGUAUCUGCAGCGGUACCAGCACCUGUUGAAAAUGGUGAAGAUGCUGCAACGAUUCCUGGACGAGUUUCACAAAUAAUGAAAUACGGCUUUCCAGGUUUAGAUAAUGUUCGAUCUUAUUCUGAUUAUGUAUUAUCUUAUGAUAGAAGAAAUCGUGUUGCACAUUGGGUUUUUGAGCAUUUAACACCAGAAUCAAUUCAAAAGAAUGAAUCAGUUGAUCGUUCGAAAUGUGAUUUUCGACCAGAUCCCAGUAUUCAUCAGUUUUUUAGAUCUGAUAAUUCUGAUUACCGAAGAUCUGGUUUUGAUCGAGGUCAUUUGGCUGCUGCUGGCAAUCAUAGAAAACAUCAAAAACAUUGUGAUGAAACAUUUUAUUUAAGUAAUAUGGCACCUCAAGUAGGAAAUGGAUUUAAUCGUGAUUCAUGGAAUCGUUUAGAAAUUCAUGUAAGGCAAUUAACAAAAACUUAUCCUAAUGUAUACGUAUGUACUGGACCACUUUAUUUACCUAAAAAAGAAGAUGAUGGAAAGAUGUAUGUUAAAUAUCAAGUCAUAGGAAAUAAUAAUGUAGCAGUUCCAACACAUUUUUAUAAAGUCAUAGUUGGAGAAACAAGCGAUAAUAAAUUAGAAAUGGAAGCUUAUGUUAUGCCAAAUCAAGUUAUUAGUAAUGAAACUCCUUUACAAGUAUUCCAAGUACCACCAGAAUCUAUUGAAAAGAAUGCAGGACUACUAUUUUUCGAUAAAAUAAACAGAAAACAACUUACAAAAAUAAAUGGCAAAAAAAUUUAAAAAUCUGUAUAUAUAUUUAUCUACAUACUAUUAUAUAGUAUUUUUUAAUGUUUAAAUAGAUGAUUGUUAUUUAGUUUUAUAAAGAUUGAAAACAAACACUACAUAGAAAUAAAUUAAGUUUUAUAGUUUUUUUUUUGUGCAA